ACGCCGCGGAGUGGCUGCGACGCGCGGCGAUUGGGCGAGCCCGGAGCUAAAGUGCGCUACGGAGUGAGAAGAGAAAACGGAGACCCGGGCGAGGACAACAGCCGCCGCCGCCGCAUGAAGCCAGCUAAAGUCGCAGUCUCGCUCCUCGGGCUCGUGUUGUAGCGACUAUGGAUGAUACGAUGGCGGCCAAGUUUACUAUUUCGGACAGCGACUCGGAGCCACCAGAAGAGGUCGAGGAAGAAGGAAACGAUCAGCCAGCGGACGGAAAAGUGGAGCCGCUCCGCCAGCGCCACGCCCUCACCCUUCCUGAGCUCAGAUCAGGGCAUGGCCGGAUCAGACUGAACUCGGAGUCCCACGCCUCCACCAUCUCCAGAGAGGAGGAGCUGCAGGGCAGGGGGGAGGAGGAGGCCGGGACCCCCACCGAGGGGCUCCCAUUCAGGAACCGCUCCAAUUCGGCUCCUCCGGCCCUGUGGGCAGCCAAGAAGUACGGGCGGCAGCUUCGCAGGAUGAGCGACGAGUUCGGCAGCCUGCUCGAUAAAGGGGAGCUGAGGAAGGUGAGCAGCGCUGGGACGAACAGACCCAUUCACCACUCCAGGAGCUGGUGGAACUACCUCUUCAGCCACCAGGAGACGGAGGGAGAGAACAGCCACCAUGAAAACCACGCCCCCCGCACCGAGUAGACCCCUGCUAGGGGGGGGGGGGGGAGCAUUAAAUAAGGUUUUUAUGGUAGGGAGAACAACCACUGGAAAAUAUGACCUGUGACUGGGGGGGGGGAAAAGGCUUCCAGGUUCAAGGACUUGGUUAAAUAGGACUUUUAUAAGUUUUGUUUUUAUGUCUAUACAUUAAAUUUUUUUAUUAGGUGUUAGUUGUGAUUUAAAAAAUGUUUGGCUGUCCAUUGUGUUAUAGGGAAAAGGAAGUCAAAAUGAGAUGAUAUCCUGAAAUAUAUAUAUAGGUAUAUAUAUAUAUAAAUAGACUUGCAAUUAGUGGAAAGGAGAAGUUAGUGUUUUGGAUUUAAUUUUAUCGCCUCUGUGGCUAUAAAUGCACCAAUUUGAA
Messenger RNA from Fundulus heteroclitus (mummichog), 1053 nucleotides. RefSeq names its product BCL2 associated agonist of cell death b (gene badb). Gene Ontology annotation, biological process: apoptotic process. The transcript is spliced from 4 exons. The record is from RefSeq and is a predicted model, not a curated record. Bases 168 to 680 code for a protein of 170 amino acids. Lineage: Eukaryota; Metazoa; Chordata; Actinopteri; Cyprinodontiformes; Fundulidae.